Molecule: messenger RNA, 1479 nt
Organism: Paramuricea clavata
Lineage: Eukaryota; Metazoa; Cnidaria; Anthozoa; Malacalcyonacea; Plexauridae
Source: the annotation of a GenBank genome assembly
AAUGCAGAAAAACAGGCUGGAGAUAUUGAGGGACGAAAGGAAGUAAAUCGCGUUUGGAAGAAAGCAGGAAGACAGCAGGACAAGACUGGCAUACAUAAAGUCAAAUGCUAUCGAUGUAGAAGGGAAGGACACAAGUCGAUGGAUAAAAAUUGUAAAGCAUGGGGUCAAACCUGCAGGAAAUGUACAGGGAAAGAUCAUUUUGAACGUAUUUGUAAAAGUAAACCAAGUGGAAAUAAUUUCAGAAAAGAAGAGAAGCCCAAGCGUGUCAGACAAGUUGAGGACGGUGACAGGUAUGCUUUUACUGUAAGAAAUAGUAAUGAUACAAGUGCUAACAUCACUGUUGAUGUUGGGGGGAAACCUAUGCAAAUGAUUAUUGAUUCAAGUGCAACUUGUAACAUUAUUGAUCAGAACUUGUGGGAACACUUGAAGUUAGAAAAUAUUAGAUGUGAAUCCACUAAGUGUAAGCCAAAUGUCUAUCCAUAUGGCAGUGAGGAACCCUUACCUGUUUUGGGGAAAUUUACAGCAAAUGUCACUGUGGGAAAAACCAGUUUGAAUAAUGUUGAAUUUAUAGUGAUCGAGGGCUCGGGAUAAGCCUUGCUGGGACGAGCAACUGCUUCGAAUUUAGGGGUUCUCAAAUUGGGACAAAACGUACAUACUAUUAGUAACAGUGUUGAUACAAAACAACCUCAAGGUAUAGCUAACAUUUUCAACAAGUUUCCCGGGUGUUGUGAAGGAAUUGGGAAACUGAAGGGUUUUCAACUGAAAAUUCCUAUUGAUGAUACAGUUGAACCAAUCGCUCAGCCUAUGCGUCGUGUACCAUACCAUUUAAGGGAUAAAUUAAGUAAAAAGUUAGAUAAAUUUUGGAAUUGGAUAUCAUUGAAGAGGUUAGUGGACCUAGCUCAUGGGUGUCACCAGUCGUGGUGAUCCCAAAAAGGGAUGAUAUACGACUGUGUGUAGAUAUGCGUCAGGCUAAUAGUGGCGUGAGGCGAGAACGACAUCUUGCAGCAAGUUUUACAAGAAUGUGAGGGAGCACAUAAUAUUCUCGAUGAUAUAAUUAUUCAUGGGGAAACAGAGGAAGAACAUGACAUAAGAUUUGAGAAAGUGGUCCAAGUUUUGAAUGAAAGAGGUUUAACGUUCAAUCGGGAUAAGUGUCAGUACAAGAUGGCACACUUGGAGUUUAUGGAUCAUGCACUUUCGGAGCAUGGUGCUGGUCUUACAAAGGCCAAAGUCAGGGCAGUUGCUGAAGCACGCGAACCUAGGAAAGCAGGGGAAGUUCGUAGUUUUCUGGGAUUGGUUAACACUACUGCCCGUUUUAUUCCAGAUUUGGCAACAGUUUCUGCACCUUUGCGGAAGUUGACAAAAGCCAAGGAACCAUUUGUUUGGGGUAUAGAUCAACAGAACUCUUUUAACGAAUUAAAGAAACGAUUAACAUGUGCCGAAACCCUUGGGUAUUUUGAUAAAAAGCAAAAACUACUGUAA